Messenger RNA from Solanum dulcamara, 1958 nucleotides. Its product is annotated as protein DETOXIFICATION 46, chloroplastic-like. The transcript has 14 exons. The record is from RefSeq and is a predicted model, not a curated record. Gene Ontology annotation, biological process: transmembrane transport. Lineage: Eukaryota; Viridiplantae; Streptophyta; Magnoliopsida; Solanales; Solanaceae. Gene Ontology annotation, molecular function: antiporter activity; xenobiotic transmembrane transporter activity. Gene Ontology annotation, cellular component: membrane. The coding region runs from base 113 to 1732 and encodes 539 amino acids.
UGGAACUCUUUGGGGACAUUGUCAGCACAGUUGCUCAAAGCAUAUUGAAGCUGCUCCCGAUAUCUCCAAAUCCCCCUUCUUCUCCUUUUUCUUCCUUCACCCAUUUGUCUCAAUGUCAAUGUGUUUACAAGCAAUCAAUCUAAACACUUUCACUUAUCAAUCUCGAACUCGAAUCCCAAUUCAAAAACGAACUCUCGUUAAUGUCAACUCUAACUUACGAAUUUCUCCAAUCUCCAAUAAUAUUCGCAAGGGAAUAAUCGCUGCUUGCUCAACUCCCAGCCAAGAAAUUCUGCCCCACCAAUUGUCUGAUGAAAAUGUAGAAAACUCAGAUUUAGUGGAAAAUGAACAACAAGUGGUGGUGGAAUUCUCUGCCAAUGAAAGCAUUUGGAAUCAAAUGGUGGAGAUUAUCAAGUUUUCAGGGCCAGCAGUUGGGCUUUGGUUAUGUGGACCUUUGAUGAGUCUUAUUGAUACAGCUGUUGUUGGUCAAGGAAGUUCCAUUGAACUUGCUGCUCUAGGUCCCGGAACCGUCUUUUGUGAUAACACAAGCUAUAUUUUUAUGUUCCUCUCAAUAGCCACUUCAAAUUUAGUUGCUACUUCACUUGCAAGGCAGGACAAAGAUCAAGUGCAGCAUCAGAUAUCUGUCUUGAUAUUCCUUGGGUUGGUCUUUGGUGUUCUAAUGUUUUUCUGUACGAGAUUAUUUGGUAUUCGUGCACUAACUUCUUUUACCGGAGCCAAGAAUAUAGAAAUUAUAAACUCGGCAAACACUUAUAUCCAGAUUCGAGGCUUGGCAUGGCCAGCACUGCUGGUUGGUUGGGUUGCCCAAAGUGCAAGUCUAGGCAUGAAAGAUUCGUGGGGACCUUUAAAGGCUUUGGCAGUUGCUACUGUUAUUAAUGGCAUUGGCGACAUAGUCUUGUGCAGAGUCUUCAGUUAUGGUAUUGCUGGAGCGGCAUGGGCAACAAUGGUGUCUCAAGUUGUUGCAGCAUAUAUGAUGAUCGAAGCACUGAACAAUAAAGGCUACAAGGGCUUUGCUAUCUCUAUUCCAUCAGCAGAUGAACUUCUACAGAUAUUCAUGAUUGCCGGCCCCGUGUUUCUAACGAUGAUGUCAAAGGUAGCAUUCUACUCUCUACUGGUCUAUUUUGCUACCUCAAUGGGCACACAGACAGUUGCUGCUCAUCAGGUCAUGGUACAACUGUUCAUGAUCUGUGCAGUAUGGGGUGAGCCUCUCUCGCAAACAGCACAGUCAUUUAUGCCUGAAUUGUUAUAUGGAGUCAACCGAAAUUUGUCAAAGGCCCGAAUGCUGCUGAAAUCCCUAGUGAUUGUUGGAGCAUCAUCCGGAAUGAUACUGGCAUCUGUUGCAGCAUCAAUUCCAUGGUUAUUCCCCAAAAUCUUUUCACCUGAUCCUCAGGUCAUACGUGAGAUGCAAAAAAUAUUGCUGCCAUACUUUAUAUCCCUAUUUGUGACACCCAGCAUUCUUAGUCUUGAGGGAACUCUGUUGGCUGGACGAGACUUGAAGUUCAUAAGCUUAUCAAUGAGCUCGAUAUUUGUUUUGUCUUCUAUUGUCCUCAUGCUGCUGAGCAGUAAAGGACUUGGUUUGUCUGGAUGCUGGUUUGCCCUUGUUAUAUUCCAAUGGUCUCGAUUUUUCAUUGCUCUACGACGGCUCACCUUGUCGAAUGGCAUACUCUAUUCAGAAGAGGCAACACAUAAUGCGUUACAAAAGUUGAAAGCUGUAUAGGUUUCUCUCAUUUUCAUACAACAAAAUUUUAAAACAGGAAAAAUAUGAAGAUCAGAUGGGAUCCAAUUCUUCCCAUGGAUAUAGUGUACACCACAAAUUUGAUAUCCCUUAAAUGGUAAUAUUAGCAUACGUGUCCUUGCUUCUUUUUUUUUUUUUCGGAGAAGGGUCUAAAAUGGCCCUGAACUAUGAACAUUGGUAUGAUAUUGUCCUCUGUUGAUGGGAGAUA